Messenger RNA from Quercus lobata, 2898 nucleotides. RefSeq lists its product as uncharacterized. Gene Ontology annotation, molecular function: protein binding. The record is from RefSeq and is a predicted model, not a curated record. Lineage: Eukaryota; Viridiplantae; Streptophyta; Magnoliopsida; Fagales; Fagaceae. The coding region runs from base 707 to 2815 and encodes 702 amino acids. The transcript is spliced from 9 exons. Gene Ontology annotation, cellular component: membrane.
GGAAAGUUAUAUCACAAACAAGAUUUGCAAUGCGAGUUGGGUACAGCAUAUCGGUCUACAUUUUGGCGAAAUGGGAGCUGGACGCUUCAAUUGAUUGCUUCCCCGCUAAAAAAUGAUGCUGCUAAAGAUGAUGAAUUAAACGGAGAGCUGUACAAUGCUAUACUGAACGAAGAGGUGGAGAAUGUGAUAAAACUUUGUGAACGUUUUACUGACCAUGCAAUGCACAGACUGAACAUACACAAAGACACGGUGCUCCACGUUGCCACUUACUCGAAACAAACUGACUUGGUACUUGGACUUCUCGAAGCAUUUCCUCACCACCAUAUCCACAAAAUGACCACCAGCAAAAAUGUUUCUGGAAACACUGUCCUUCACGAGGUAGCAACUCUCGACGACGGCUUUGUGGAGGUAGCAACGAAGAUGUUAGAGAAUGCCGAAGGGUUAAGCAUGCGCAACGAGCUUGGAGAAAGUGUACUCUUUCAGGCUGCCCGUUAUGGUAAGAUUAAUAUUUUCAACUUUCUGGCGGAUUAGAAUUUCAGAAUAUGAUGAAGCUGCGCGGAAAUCACUUAUCCAGAGGAAUGACAAGACCACUAUUUCACAUUGACAUCCUUGCUCACCAAUUCGGCUUUGCGAUGGAGAGGGGUACACCAUACAGAUCUAGAUUUCGGUGAAACACAAGCUGGGUUCGUAAUAGACGCUUCAAUUAAUGGCUUCCAUGCUAGAAAAUGAGGAUAAAUUAAAGGGAGAGCUGUACAAUGCUAUACUGAAGGAAGACGUGGAGAAAGUGAUAGAACUUUGUGAACGUUUUGCUGACCAUGCAAUGCACAGACUGACCAUACACGAAGACACGGUGCUCCACGUGGCCACGUACUCGAAACAAACUGGCUUGGUACUUAGACUUCUUGAAGCAUUGCCUCACCACCAUAUCCACAAAAUUACCACCAGCAAAAAUGUUUCUGGAAACACUGUCCUCCACGAGGUUGCUACUCUUGACGACUGCUCGGAGGAGGUAGCAACGAAGAUAUUAGAGAAAGCCCCAGAGUUGUUAAGCAUGCGCAACGAGCUUGGAGAAAGCGUACUCUUUCAGUCAGUCCGAUAUGCUAAGAUAAAGAUUUUCAACUUUCUGGCAGAUGAAAUUUCAAAAUAUGAUGAAGAUACGCUGAAAUCACUUAUCCAGAGGAAUGACAAGACCACUAUUCUUCACAUUGCCAUCCUUGCUCGCCAAUUCGGUUUGGCUCUGAAUAUAGCAACACGGUUCCGACAUAUAAUUGGUGAAGCAGACCAAGAUGAGAUGACCGCUCUUCAGCUUCUGUCUUGCAUCCCCUCUGCUUUUGAACCCGUGCGCAGAAGUGGAUCCCAUGUGAGAAAUUUCAGCAAUGUUCCGGAGAGCCGUGAAUCCGCGUUGGACCUAGCCGAACUCUUAGUAGAAGAAGAUACCUCGUGGAAGUGUACUAGCUCUAAUAUGGACUUGAGUAAGCCAACGCCGCACAUAUAUGGUAGUCGCUCAACUCUCUCUAAUGCUUCAUGUGCUGAUGAGAAAAAAGUUCCGGAGAGCCAAGAAUUCGUGUCGGAGGUAGCCAAACUCUCAGCAAAAGAUGGUAGUUCUAAUGUGAACCUAAGUAAGUCAAAGCUGCCAAAAUACGGUAGUUGCUCUGGUGUUUUGUCUACUGAUGAGACGGGAGGUAGUUCUUGGCAACCAUUGAAACAAGGAGGAGUUACACCGUUGUUUCUAGCUACUAAGUCAGGCUGCGUAGAGAUCGUUAAAGAAAUACUCAAAAUAUACCCUCAGGCAGUAGAGCACAUAGAUGAUGAAGGGCAGUGCAUAUUGCAUGUAGCAAUCAAGUACCGCCAGUUGGAGGUAUUCGAGCAUGUGUCUAAAAUGGAAGUACCGAUGAGGUGGUUGGUACGAAGGCUUGACAACAAUGGGAACACUAUUUUACAUAUGGUUGGAAUGCCAAUACAUGAUUAUGUACCUGAAAAGAUGUUGGGCCCUGCACUUCAAUUGCAAGAGGAGCUGCUCUGGUUUGAGCGUGUAAAGUCAGUUACAAAAGAAGCUUUCGUUUGUCAUCAGAACAAUAUGAAAGAGACAGCUGAAGCAUUAUUUGCUACUACGAAAUCCAAACUCCGGAAUUCGGCCAGAGAUUGGCUAAUUCGCACAUCAGAAGGAUGCUCCAUUGUGGCAGUUCUCAUCGCGACAGUUGCCUUUACAGCAGCCUAUACAAUACCAGGAGGUCCUGAUCAAAAAACUGGUUUUCCAGUCCUUCUCUAUCACCCUUUCUUUGUGGUCUCCACAGCAAGUGAUGUACUCUCACUUGCAUGUGCUUUGACAUCAGUGGUUAUGUUUCUUUCAAUCCUCACAGCACCAUUUCGAUUGGAAGACUUCAAGCAUUCGCUUCCCAACAAGCUCAUGCUAGGCUUCACAUUUCUGUUUUUCUCCGUUGUAAUGAUGAUGAUAUCAUUUUCUGCAACAAUCAUCCUCAUGGUACAUGGUAGUGAAAGGUGGACAAAAAUUCUCCUCUAUUCCCUUUCUUUCCUUCCAAUUAGCAUCUUUGCACUAGCAUAUUUCCCUCUUUAUCUUUCUGUGACAAAAACUCACAAGCACUUGCUCAAGAAGAUAAAAGAGGCAUAUCCUUGCCGUUGUUGGUUUCCUACUCUGUCUAGGGACACCUAUUUCUUCCACAGCAAUCGAGCCGAAAUUCACCGUUCCUCCAUUCGCCUUCAAGGUGGGAGCAAUAAUAAUUCCAGUCGUGACAACCCAGAGGGAGAACACUUUGGUUCCCAGGAUACAUCACAGACCAAGCUAUUUUCCGUUUAAGAAAGCCAAAUUAUUGCACUUAUGAAAAGCAGUCUUCUGUCAUGAUAUGUGUAGGAAUUCUUCAUGGGAACUAGAGAGACAAA